Molecule: messenger RNA, 1213 nt
Organism: Perognathus longimembris pacificus (Pacific pocket mouse)
Lineage: Eukaryota; Metazoa; Chordata; Mammalia; Rodentia; Heteromyidae
Gene: Slc30a2
Product: solute carrier family 30 member 2
Exons: 8
Coding region: 46-1149 (367 amino acids)
Biological process (GO): zinc ion transmembrane transport; response to zinc ion
Cellular component (GO): plasma membrane
Molecular function (GO): zinc ion transmembrane transporter activity
Source: RefSeq, a predicted model, not a curated record
UGGGUGCGCGUCCCGGAGCCGCCCGGGGCGCCCAGCCUGGAAGCCAUGGAGAAGAAGCACCUGCUGAACAGCCAGGGCAGAGUCGGGUCAUACUUAGGGUCUCUGUGGCAGGAGGAAGCUAUCUGGAGCCCUCACCUGGACUUGCAGGCUGUGGAGCUGGCCACUCAGAGCAGCCAUAACAGCCAUUACUGCCAUGCCCAGAAGGAUCCUGGCAACCACUGUGACCCCCAGAAGGAGCGGGCCCGACGGCAGCUGUAUGUGGCCUCUGCCAUCUGCCUUGUAUUCAUGAUCGGGGAAGUCAUUGGUGGGUACCUGGCGCACAGCCUGGCCAUCAUGACGGAUGCGGCACAUCUGCUCACUGACUUUGCCAGCAUGCUCAUCAGCCUCUUCUCCCUCUGGGUGUCCUCUCGGCCGGCCACCAAGACCAUGAACUUUGGCUGGCAGCGAGCUGAGAUCCUGGGAGCCCUGCUGUCUGUGUUGUCCAUCUGGGUCGUGACUGGAGUGCUGGUGUACCUGGCUGUAGAGCGGUUGAUCUCUGGGAACUAUGAGAUCGAAGGGGGCACCAUGCUGAUUACGUCGGGCUGCGCCUUGGCUGUGAACGUCAUAAUGGGGAUAACCCUUCACCAGUCUGGGCAUGGGCACAGUCCUGAUGACACCAGCCAGCAGCAGAACCCCAGUGUCAGAGCUGCCUUCAUCCAUGUGAUUGGAGACUUGAUGCAGAGCUUGGGUGUUCUGGUGGCAGCCUAUGUUAUAUACUUCAAGCCAGAGUAUAAGUUCGUGGACCCCAUCUGCACCUUCCUCUUCUCCAUCCUGGUCCUGGGGACAACCCUGACCAUCCUGAGAGAUGUGAUCCUGGUGCUGAUGGAAGGGACCCCCAAGGGCAUGGACUUCACGGCUGUUCGUGACCUGCUGCUUUCAGUGGACGGAGUAGAAGCCUUGCACAGCCUACACAUCUGGGCACUGACCGUGGCCCAGCCUGUGCUCUCUGUCCACAUCGCCAUUGCUCAGAACGCAGAUGCCCAGGCCGUGCUGAAGGCCUCUAGCACCCACCUCCAGAGGAAGUUCCACUUCCACACCAUCACCAUCCAGAUUGAAAACUACUCCGAGGACAUGAAGGCCUGCCAGGCCUGCCAAGGCCCCUCGGACUGACCCCCCCCCCCCCACCCGCUUGGGGCCAGCCACCAACUGAAGCACAGCCAGGCUCUGCAAGUAG